AUGGCGGCCAAACGCAGCACAUCUCGUAUCUUUCAUGACUUACGAGAUGAAGACGAAGGUUCUUCACUCGAUGGUAGCGUGGAACCUGUUGUCUUGUCGUCCAACCAGAACGACAGCGCUCUUGGCUCGAGUACUAGUGGUUACAAUACGCUCGGGAGUCCAGCUUUGCUCCAAUCACCGAGACAAGUACGCUGCAAGGGCAAGAAGAUUGAUGUGGAGCAGAUUUUAAACGAAGAUGAGCUUGUGGACUAUUCGUCGCAGCAUACGCCGGGAUCUUCUGCUGGCAGUGUCCAUAGAGAUGAGAAUACGGAGCUGAGAGAAGUGUUUUUUAACUAUGCACCGGGCAAUGUUGCCUUUGACAAGUGCUCGAAUAUUGUCGUGACAUCAAAGUAUUCCCUUGUGACGUUCUUGCCCAAGUUUUUGAAAGAAAGUUUUACCAAAGUGGCCAAUUUCUUCUUCCUUAUGGUCUGCGUCUUGCAGAGUAUCCCCAGCAUCAGCAAUACGUACGGAUAUCCGACCAAUGCACCAGUCUUGUUCUUUGUCAUCUCUAUUGAUGCCGUGUUUGCAGUCAUGGAAGACUUACGGCGACAUACAUCCGACAAUGAAGCCAACUCAGCAGUAUGUCAUGUCAUUCAGGAUGGACAGAUUGUGGACAGGAAAUGGGCAGAUAUUAAGGUUGGAGACUUUUUACAGAUCCGGAAUCGAGAAGUUAUUCCUGCAGAUGUACUUGUGCUUGCAGUCGCAGAGCCUGCAGGUGAACCUUCGAGCGGCAUUUGUUACGUGGAGACCAAGAGUCUGGAUGGAGAAACAAACCUCAAACUGCGACAAGCUGUGGCUGCUACGAUGAACUCAUUGUCAAACCCGGCAGAAUUGGCCGUGCUGCGCGGUGUCGUCAAAUGUGAACAGCCCAACCCACACAUUAACAAAUUUGCAGGCAAAGUAGAAAUCACGGUAUGUGAUGGUGGUGGUGUCGAGGUCAUGCCGCUUUCGGUCAAGAACGUGCUGCUACGAGGCUGCAACUUGCGAAAUACGGACUGGGUAUUUGGACUUGUGCUUAACACGGGCAAAGACACAAAGAUCAUGCAGAGUUCUAGUGCAGCGCCGUCCAAAUGGAGCGAUCUUAUGCUUAGCAUUAAUCGAAUGAUCGUUGUCCUGUGCUUAGGACUGUUUGUGGCUUGUGCCGUGGCUGCUUCUUGCUACAUCACAUGGCAGACAGAAAUUGUACGCGAUACGUGGUACAUUCAGCUUUCGGAUGCGGAGAGAGACCGGUCGCGCUUUGUGGCGUUUAUUCAGAUGAUGUUUUACUAUUUCUUGCUGCUCUACCAGGUGAUUCCUAUCUCGUUGUACGUAUCCAUGACAAGUGUCAAAUUCUUACAGUCACGAUUCAUGUCGUGGGACCUUGAGAUGUAUCAUGCUGAGACAGACACGCCUGCUAUCGUGCGAACUAUGGAGCUAAACGAAGAGCUGGGCCAGAUUUCCUACAUUUUUAGCGACAAGACGGGAACGCUAACAUGUAACAUUAUGGAGUUUCGCAGGUGUUCCAUUAAUGGCACUUCAUAUGGCUCCGGUAUGACGGAAAUUGGACGCGCUGCACUGACUCGUGCUGGAAAGCCGAUUCCAUCGGAGCCUAAGCUGGACCCGAGCGUCAAGAAACUACCGUUUGUGAACUUUGUUGACGAGACACUGUUCGACGGAAUGAAGGGAAGUGCUGGUGAAGAGCAAAAGGAGAAGAUCCUCCAGUUUUUCGAGCACCUUGCUGUAUGCCACACAGUGAUCCCUGAAAAGCUAGAGUCUGGAGAAGUUCGUCUAUCAGCGUCAUCUCCUGAUGAACAGGCUCUUGUGGCUGGCGCAGCCUUUGCAGGGUUCAAGUUCAAAAGUCGUAGUGUAGGAACCGCGAUGGUGGAGGUUCUAGGAGAACGCGUGACCUAUGAGGUGCUGGACGUGCUCGAGUUUAACAGCACGAGAAAGCGCAUGUCUGUUGUCGUGCGCAAAUCAUCAGGGGAGCUGUUGCUCUACACGAAGGGAGCUGACAUGAUGAUUUAUCAACGCUUGAAGGAUGGCCCUGCAAUGCAAAAACUCAAGAAUAUUACACGAGACCAUAUGGAAAAGUACGCCGACGAUGGCUUGCGUACGUUGGCGCUUGCCAUAAAGAAGCUUGAUCCGCACUGGUUCCAACAAUGGAAGGUGCGAUUCGAUGAUGCACAGGGUAACGUGGCCGAAAUCGACCGACGCAAAGAUGGGAAGCCAAAUGCUAUUGAUGAUCUGAUGGAAGAAAUUGAACAAGGACUGGAGCUGAUUGGAGCGACGGCAAUCGAAGAUAAAUUACAGGAGGGUGUUCCGCAAUGCUUGGCAAAUUUGACGAAAGCUGGCAUCAAGGUCUGGAUGCUUACGGGAGACAAGGAAGAGACUGCAAUUAACAUCUCGUAUGCAUGCUCACUGCUCGGUAACUCGAUUCAGCAAGUCGUUGUAAAUGCCACCACAUGCCCGGAUGAGGAAACGCUCCGUACAAAACUGAAUACAGCAGCUCGUGAGUUUAUGGACAAUGCGAAAGGAAUGGCGGGUGGAACCGAGAAGGAAAUCUCGCUAAUUAUUGACGGCGAGGCAUUGGAGAUGGCGCUUCGUCCUGAAAUCGCGCCACACCUGCUGUCAUUUGCCAAGUUAUGUCGUGCCGUGAUCUGCAACCGUGUAUCUCCUGCUCAAAAGGCAGAGAUGGUGAAGCUUGUAAGGGACAAUAUCACUUCAGUACGAACUCUAGCUAUUGGUGAUGGAGCCAACGAUGUUGCUAUGAUCCAGGCUGCUCAUGUCGGUGUGGGCAUUUCUGGACAGGAAGGUAUGCAGGCAGUGAACUCAAGUGACUAUGCUAUUGCCCAGUUUCGAUUCCUGGAACGGCUGUUGCUUGUUCACGGACGUUGGAACUACAUCCGCAUUUCUAAACUGGUUCUGUACAUGUUCUAUAAGAACAUUACACUUGUCCUGGCGCAGUACUGGUACGGCUACCUAUCGGGCGCUUCUGGAUCAAAAAUGUACUGGGAAAUCGGUGUUCAGCUGUAUAACAUUGCCUUUACGGGUCUGCCUAUUGUCGUGGUGGGUGUUUUGGAUAAGGACCUGCCAGCACCAUUCAGCAUCGAGUACCCGGACUUGUACCGUCGCGGCCCAGAUCGAUUCUUUUUUAACAUGUACACCUUCUUUCGCUGGGUCGCUGCUGCUUUCUAUGAAUCGCUGGUUAUCUUUGUGGUAAUGUCUUAUGGAUUCAACGCGUCCGACAAGGCGGCAGGCAGUGAGUCUCGAGUGGAAUUCGGCAUGAUUGCAUUUUCGCUGACAGUUUUGAUCGUGAACAUUAAGAUUUGGAUGAUCGCGGAUCGAUGGACAGUCCUGUCGUUUUCAUUAUGGUUUGGCAGUGUGAUGGCAUGGUUUGUUUUCGCAACCAUAGGCACCCAGACUCCCUACAUUGCGACAUUCAAGGUCGGCUACGACGAGUAUGGAGCGUUUAUUCCCACUGCCAAAAAUUGGGGAUACCUCCUAGUGCUGAUCAUGGGAUGCGCGUUGGCGCUCGGUCGUCACAUUGCGUAUAACCUUUACCAGCGUACGUUCCACCCAGAUCUUGCACAGCUUCUUCAGGAAACAAUGGGAGGCGCAAAGUACAAACGUCGUCUCACUAUUAACCACGUGGAAGAGCAAACGUUGUCAAUGUCCUUGGACGACGUCCAUGCAACCAGUUACUUGACCGAUUUCGGCCACACUGAUGCCGAGAUUGUCAAGGCUCAGCACCAUGAACAGCAGCGAAACAAGAGUCUGUCAAGCACUGCCGGUACAUUUGCAGUAUCCGGCAAUUGCGGCGUCCCAGACAGCUAUUCAACCAGUGUAUAUCGCGACUCUAUGUCCGAGGACGGUAACCGCGUUCCAACAAAGAUGUUCCAUCCAACAACAACGAAUCAACGUACUACGGGUUAUGCCUUCAGUUGUGACGAAGAGACGACGUUAGCCGAGUCGUAUAUUGCCUCCAAUUCGUGUCGGCUCUCCGAUGCUAUCUCAACAGCUAUGCGCAACUCAACUUCAAGUUAA
This is a messenger RNA of Peronospora farinosa, 4062 nucleotides long. NCBI's taxonomy places the organism in Eukaryota, Oomycota, Peronosporomycetes, Peronosporales, Peronosporaceae. The record is from the annotation of a GenBank genome assembly.